UUUAUUUAUGUAGAGGAAUAGGUGAAAUGGUGAAGCCCCGUUUCGCUUGCCGCUGCAGCACACCGCCUCGCAAUUCCGCCGCAUCCACCUGCCCGUGAUUAUACAGAGGAAUCCUCCUCUCUCUCAAUCUCGCCGAUCUCUUCUCCCACCUCGCGUUGCUCCUCGUCGAAGCAUUUGCUAGUUGAUUCCUCUUGGCAGGAGUAGUUUGCUCUGAAUCUUUCUCUCUCUUCUUCUUCAAGGACCGGAAUUUGUCUUCAGCUGCUAAAGGAGAACCCACUGUUAAAGAUUUGUUAAAAUCCAAUUUUUAUCUAUCACCAUCUGUGGCAUUGAAUAUUCAAUGAUAACGCCGGGAAGAUCAACUCCCUGUUAAUUGUUGGAAAGUGCAUCAUCCCUCAGCGACUCCAGCAUAUAAAUCGAAUCCAGAAGGUUGCACAAGAAAGUAUGUCAAUGCAGGCCUCUAACCGCCCAUACAGAUAUGAGGACAAUUCUCAGAUACCAUACUACAGCCAGAGUUCGAUGAAUGUGGGGCGAAAUGGUACUUACUGUGUACAACAAAAUCAUGAGGAUCUUUACGUCUCUUCUGAUGAUGGUUCACAGAACAGCAAUCCUAAGGCUCAGGUGUUGCAAGCACAGUACUGCACUCUAGAUUCAUCCUCCGGCAAUUUUGUGUAUCCAGCACAUAGCUCUACAUCCUCUCAGUCUCAGUACAUAAGUGGGAGCCCCAUUUCUCAGCAAGAUAGCCACUCAGAGCACACAUCUGGCUCCCCUGUAAGCGCUUCAUGUGUUACUGAGGUUCCAGGUUUGAGGUUCACAACAAUUGAGGAGAUAGAGAAUGCAAUGUUUGGACCUGAACCUGACACAGUUAGCUCAGACUGCUCCUUACUAACCGAUUCUGCUUUUUACCAAGAUAACUGGAGAGAACAUCUGGGAAUCAAUACAAGGGACUUGAAGCAGGUAAUUGUAGCAUGUGGUAAGGCUGUUGAUGAGAAUGGAUGGUAUAGGGACUUGCUGAUAUCUGAGUUAAGGAACAUGGUAUCCAUUUCUGGAGAACCGAUGCAACGACUGGGAGCCUAUAUGUUGGAAGGCCUUGUUGCCAGGCUUUCUUCGACUGGGCAUGCCCUAUAUAAAUCCCUGAAGUGUAAAGAACCUACUAGUUUGGAGCUCAUGUCUUAUAUGCAUCUCCUAUAUGAGAUAUGCCCUUUUUUCAAGUUUGGUUACAUGUCUGCCAAUGGAGCAAUUGCAGAGGCUGUUAAGGGUGAGAACUUUGUUCACAUCAUCGAUUUCCAAAUUGCUCAGGGGAGCCAGUGGGCAACUAUGAUACAGGCACUUGCUGCAAGACCUGGGGGACCACCAUACCUCAGGAUUACUGGUAUAGAUGACUCGAAUUCUGCUCAUGCCCGAGGUGGUGGGCUGGAUAUAGUUGGACGGCGUUUAUUCAAUAUUGCCCAGUCAUGUGGUCUGCCCUUUGAGUUCAAUGCUGUCCCAGCUGGUAGUCAUGAGGUUAUGCUUGAACAUCUUGAUAUAAGAUCUGGGGAGGUCAUUGUUGUUAAUUUUGCCUACCAGCUGCAUCACACUCCUGAUGAGAGUGUGGGCGUAGAAAAUCAUCGGGACAGGAUAUUGAGAAUGGUGAAGGGCCUCUCUCCAAGGGUGGUAACACUUGUAGAGCAGGAGGCGAACACAAACACUGCACCUUUCUUCAAUAGAUACUUGGAAACUCUCGAUUAUUACACAGCUAUGUUUGAAGCUAUAGAUGUUGCUUGCCCAAGGAAUGAUAAGAAGCGGAUUAGCACUGAGCAACACUGUGUUGCAAGAGAUAUCGUCAAUUUGAUUGCAUGUGAAGGUGCGGAAAGGGUGGAGAGGCACGAACCUUUUGGAAAAUGGAGGUCAAGGCUUGCAAUGGCUGGCUUUAGGCCAUAUCCACUAAGUGCAUUGGUGAACAGCACUAUCAAAAAGUUGUUGGAUAGUUACCAUAGUUAUUACAAGCUAGAGGAGAGAGAUGGUGUCCUUUAUCUUGGAUGGAAGAACAGAAGGCUGGUUGUAUCUUCUGCAUGGCGGUGACAUCUCAGUUGAUUCGAAAGAUGCUUCUUUAGCCCAGGCCCCUCUUGCUUGGCCCCGUCGACGAUGGCGGGUGGAGUCCAGGCUUCUGGAUGGCGAUUGCGACGGCGAGGUGGCCAGGGAGAGCUGCGACGACGGUGACGGGGUCGGCGACGGGCAGCAGGGAUGGGGAGCGCGACGAGGAGAGCGAGGACGACGGGGAUGCGGCACCAUCGACGUCCAUGGUGAUGCCAAUGUUGUCGCGCCGAGCUGAUUGAGGAGACGAGGAGCGCGACAAGGAGAGCGAGGACGACGGGGAUGUGGCGUCGUCGUCUUCCGUGGUGACACCGCCGCCGCCGCGUCAAGCCGGUUGAGGGGAUGGGGAGCACGACGAGGAGAGCGAUGAUGAUGGGGAUGCGGUGCCGUCAUCGUCCAUGGUAGCAGAUCUGGCUCCUCGCGCCGACUACGGCUUCGACGGCGUCCAUGGUGCCUGAAUCGACGUCCCCCACCACGGAUCUGAUCUCCACCAGCUACCACCGGAGAUCCACCCCCACCGUCCCUCCGGUUGCCGACACCGGCCACGAUAGCCGACGGGCCACGAUAGCCGACGGCAUCGCCGCAGUCGCGUCAAGGCAGUCGAGGAGUUGCCGCCGUCGUCGCGUCGAGCCGGUCGAGGAGACACCGCCGCCAUCGCGUCGAGCCGGUCGAGGAUACACCACCACCGUCGCACCGAGCCGGCGCUCGAACGACGCCUCCAUCCUGGUGUACCUCCGCAAACUCGAGCAUGUCGCCGGUGCGGUCGUGCUCGGAGGGCACGAUGUUGGGGAUGGCCUUGAGGCGGAUGCUCCACUCCUUCGUCGCGGCCGCGUCGCCGAGCAGGCCGAGCCACUCCUCGGUGACAGACGACGGUGGCUGUGACGCCAUUGCAUGCGGCGAGGAGGGCGUCGUUCAUUGUAGAGAUGAAGUUGGGGGUAUUUUAGACUAUACGAAAAUACACUCGUCUGCAUGUGGGUCCAACCAUCUCCAAGACGUAGAAGAUGGCAUGGCUCUAAAAGAGAAGAAACUAUAAUGGCAUAUCUACUAUUAGGUGAAUUGUAAUGGUAUUUUUCUAAACUGAUAUAUUUGUAAUGGCAUGGAUCUAAUUAACCCUUAAUUAUAUGGCACGGGAUCUCAUAUUCUCAUGCACCAUUAAUCCCUACAGAGGCCAGGAAAAAAAUUACUGAUGAUUUAU
Oryza brachyantha (malo sina) is the source of this 3265-nucleotide messenger RNA. Its product is annotated as scarecrow-like protein 21. Gene Ontology annotation, biological process: regulation of DNA-templated transcription. Gene Ontology annotation, molecular function: sequence-specific DNA binding; DNA-binding transcription factor activity. The record is from RefSeq and is a predicted model, not a curated record. Bases 442 to 2058 code for a protein of 538 amino acids. The transcript is spliced from 4 exons. Gene Ontology annotation, cellular component: nucleus. NCBI's taxonomy places the organism in Eukaryota, Viridiplantae, Streptophyta, Magnoliopsida, Poales, Poaceae.